ACUAUAAAUACAUGCACAUAUGCAUGCAAAAUUAUCAGAGUGAUCUAAUCUUAUCAAAAUCAUCACUUACAACUAUUAUUAGCAGCAAUAUUCAGAACUUAGAUAUGGCGGAUUGUCCAGGCAAGAAUUUCUGGCCGGAGUUGUUGGGGGCCAACGGCGACGCAGCAGCGGCGGUGAUAGAGAGGCAGAACCCUAAUGUGAACGCUGUUGUCUCGACAAAUCCAACUCCGACAACUAGAGACUUCAGGUGCGACCGCGUGUGGGUUUGGGUCAACGCGAACGGUGUGGUGCUCCGCGCUCCUCGCGCCGGCUAAUUAAUGCGUGUGCAAGAAAUUAUUUGAUGUUUAAUCAAGAAUAAGUUAAAUGUAUUAUUUGUAUUAUGUUUAUUGUUGUAAUAAAGUUGAUAUUGCUUUUUCAGCAAUAUUUAAUGGUGGUGAUGAAUAAAUAACUUUUUUUUCUAUA
This is a messenger RNA of Erythranthe guttata (spotted monkey flower), 462 nucleotides long. RefSeq names its product inhibitor of trypsin and hageman factor. NCBI's taxonomy places the organism in Eukaryota, Viridiplantae, Streptophyta, Magnoliopsida, Lamiales, Phrymaceae. Gene Ontology annotation, biological process: response to wounding. Gene Ontology annotation, molecular function: serine-type endopeptidase inhibitor activity. The record is from RefSeq and is a predicted model, not a curated record.